Nilaparvata lugens (brown planthopper) is the source of this 6256-nucleotide messenger RNA. RefSeq lists its product as uncharacterized. Lineage: Eukaryota; Metazoa; Arthropoda; Insecta; Hemiptera; Delphacidae. Gene Ontology annotation, biological process: superoxide metabolic process. Gene Ontology annotation, molecular function: metal ion binding. Bases 453 to 3701 code for a protein of 1082 amino acids. The record is from RefSeq and is a predicted model, not a curated record. The transcript has 21 exons.
UGCAAGAUAUUUUGAGUUCCAGAGAUUCAUGCGACCUCUGUAAUUAUUAUAUUAUACUGUGCUAAGGCACAAAGUAGGAGGAAUUCUCUUCUCUGUUGUGGCUAAGAUCGCAAUGAAGGACAAACUAAAACGUGAAUUGAGUCUGCGCAUUACAAUACUCAAUUGCUUGUAGAUUCCCCGUAGUUUGAGAAAAUUUCUAGGUUAGUUUAGCGGAAUAAGCAAUUUUUUUACCAAUUUUAGCGUGUCGCGUCUGGCAGCGUGCGAACGUGGUCUACAGACUAGUGUGCAAUAUGUUGUUGCACCUUUUGUUCCGUUGAAAUAGUUAUAUUUAUUAUUAUUUCUACUUUUUCUCUUUAAGUUUCUUAAGCCAAAAUCUGUUAAUGUACGUGUAAAGAAAAUUCUAAACAAAUAGGUAGUUGAAUCACAGGAACAAAUUCUUCAAGUGGAAAAAUAUGUAUUCUACAUUGAUACUUCUCUCAUUAACAAUUGGCCAAUCCUAUAGUCUUCAUCUAUCAGCCCGCUUUUCGGAGAAUGAACUAGAAGGUGAAGUAAUUCUCGUGCAAGAUAAAGGAAGCAGCCUCGUUUAUAUUCAUUCGCAGCUUAAUUAUCUUGGUAAUUUGGAGAAUGUGACUUGGGAAUGGACGAUUCGGCAAUUUCCCGUUGAUUAUACCGAACUCACCCAACGAUGUGAUGCUAAAAAACUUGGAAAUCUAGUGAUCGAGUUGGAUACAAUCAUUGGCCCACCAGUUGUGAAUGGCACAGUCGAUCUUACUGGAUCUGUGGAUGUUAUUCCUCUCAUUGGUACACAUGGACUAUGGGGAAGGAGUAUGAUCAUUAAAAGCUCUUCCGGAGUGCUGGCAUGCUCAACGCUAGUACCGUCAGGAAACACUAGUGUGAAAGUAGCUGAGGCUAGAUUCAACGGUCCUGUGUCGGGCUCAGUGUACUUCGAAUGGGUCGGCAGCAGUCUCACCGGAAGUACGGAUGCUUUGAUAUUUGUAGAUCUCCACCAUACCAAACAAAGGUCACCCAUCACUCAACAUCAUUGGAAAAUACUUACUACUGAUAUUCUCGACUCUGAAACAGAUAAAUCGAGGAGAAGCUGUGACUUUCUGCAAGUUAUAUACUCUCCCGACUCGAAAGGAUCAGGAGAAUUGUCAUCUCGACUAGGUCCAGUGAGUGUGGGAACCAAAGAGAUGUACAGAGAUCCUGAUCUAAUGCUUCCUGAUCUCAAUAAUAAGCAGCGUCACUUGUAUUUGGUUUUGUAUGACAGUAGGCAUGUAGAAGCAUACCUCUCUUGCACAAGAAUCACUCAAUUGCAACCUGUAUUCAUCAAAUCACUUAUACAAUCUAAUGGACUGAAAGGACAUGUUAAAAUGGAGCAAUCGUCCCCUUUCACUCCCACCAGCAUAUCUUUGCAAUGGUCAUGGACUGGCAGUUCAAAGGAAACGAUUGGUGGAUUCAGGAUACACUCACUGCCCGCAAUUCCAUCGGUUGCCAGAUUGAAGAAACUGGCGCCGUGUGAUGGCAUCGGAGAUGUUUACAACCCUUCUAACCUUCCCGUUGGAGCCGAAGCGCUACCUUCAGGUGCUGGAACUCAGGACAAAUACGCAGUCGGGGACCUGUCAGGUAAAAUUGGCUACGAUGGAGAGAAGUCAUGGGAUAUGUAUCUUCCACUAAGAGGUCGAUAUAGUGUGUCCCAUCGGUCUCUUGUAAUUUACAGGAAUGGUGAUGAUGGCUCAGAAGUGCCCUGGAUAUGUUCUUUAUUGGUGAGAUAUCAUCAUGUAGAUCAAGACCAAAAACUUCCAAUGAAAACAGUCGAAGCUCUUUUCAGAUACCCAUUAGCUGGUCGUGUUGUUUUGAGACAGCCGGCCGAAGAUUGGGUGGCUGACACGACGAUCGUGAUCGAUCAGCUGGUGUACUCGGACGGCACUUCGGUCAACAACACUCACGAGCACCGGUGGGGCAUCACUGAGCACUCUCCCGGCAAAGACUUCUACAACUGGACUGCCAGAUGUGUGUCUGCUGGAACUACCUUCGAUCCAUUCCAUGUAUAUGUCAUCAACAAAACAUCGGAUUCGCAGUGUGUGGAGGGCGUGAGACCUGGCUAUUGUAGAGUAGGUGCUUUAUCCGAGAGGCUGGGAUUCAUGUCGAUAGCUGGAAGGAAGAAGAAUAAUGCGAAAAUUGCAAGAAAGCUAUUCACCGAUAAUCAUUUACCUCUGAGUGGGCCAAACUCGGUAGUGGGACGAUCGUUUGUGAUCUAUGAUGACCACGGUCCCAAAGCAAGAGGCGACCGAUUAGCUUGCAGCAGAAUAACGGGAAUAUUCCGACGAAAAGCUGUAAUCCGUGACUGGUAUGGAAACGGGAUCGAAACGCCAGUUAGUGGUAAGAUGGAGUUCUAUCAAGAAACAGAGUACGACGUUGUUGACAUGGAGUUCAACAUAGAGAACCUAGAAGGCGUAUCUGCCUACAAUAUACAUCAAAUGCCCGUUCAAGAGCAACUAGAAUUCCCUUGCGAGCAGUCUGCUCUGAACUCGCAGUACGACCCGUACGAGACAGCAGCGAGGCCCGUUCCUCGGCCGGGUGAGGGAACCCCUGACCAGUACCCGGUCGGUGACCUCGGAGGGAAGUUCGGUCUGCUCGACAACAAAACAGCCAUCAAACAGGCCGCCUACAACGACUCUUCCAUGCAGAUCUUCGGACAACAGAGCAUUUUGGGUCGAUCAAUUGUUCUGCUCAGGAAGGAUCAUACCAGAUGGUCAUGUGGUACAAUUGAGAGAGGGUAUGCUCCUACAGAGGCUAGAGAAUUGAGAGCUAUCGCUUCAUUCCAUCAUCCUCUGGGUUUUGCCUGGGGUUAUAUUCGCAUGACACAGUUGAUUCACUCAGAUAACAGCAAGAGUGAUACAGUCAUUGAAGUUACACUUCGUCAUCCAGGAAAAAUGGAUCGUAAUUUUACCAAGAAUCAUAAUUGGGCGAUCUAUGUGAACGCAGUGGGUGUUGAUGCUACUGUCAAAGUGUUGGAGACGCGAUGCACUGCCGGAGGUUAUGUUUGGAAUCCCUACUUCACUCAACUAGCGGAUCCAUUGAAUGGAGAUUUAUAUAAACAAGAAUGUGGCUCUGAUCACCCACUGAGAUGUUAUGUGGGAGAUCUCUCAGGCAGACUUGGACAUAUUGAUCUUGGAGGCAAAAGAAGUGUAUUCUCAGACCCCAAUUUGCCACUUGAAGGUGAUGUCUCUGCAAUGGGCCGUUCCAUAGUAAUUCUGGACCAAGAAUUCGGCCACAACAAGUUUGCGUGUGCCAACAUUGAGCCGGAUAAAGACUUGAUAAAAUACGUUAAUCUGAGAAAGCCACCGAAUUUCAUUGUAUCUCAGUUCUUGGAUGAUAUUCAUGAAGUGAUGGGAAUUCCUGAAUGGUUUCUAACAGUUGAUACACGAAAAACAAAGAUACUGCACCAUAGUGCUUGCAUACAACUUUUCCUUCAUUUCAAAGGACCAGUAGCUAAUACUUUGGAACAGGACUUCAGUCGACUUCUCUCAACUGGAAGACUAGAUUCGCCCAGUAUAUUCAUCCCUGGCUACGUGCCAAGCUCGAAGCGAAAGACCAAAAUCAGUUAUAAAUUGUGUGGCAGCGACAAUGAAAGAGUGAAAGGAUCAUCCGCUCGCAAUCCCUUCAAUGGUCAAAGUAAACUAGUCUGGAACGUCUAAGCUGGAAUUGCAGUCUGGCACUGGAGUCUGUCUGGAGUGGACUUUGGUCUAGGACUCUGGCACCGACACUGGCCUGCUGUUGAACACCUCCUGGUGAUGCUAGGUGGAAGGAUUCCGUGCCAGCAUUCUCGAUAUCUUCAGUGGAUUGUCUAGAUGAAGGCAACCAAUUUGCAGCAGACUCAUUCUUCUGCAGAAAAAUGGGCAACUGGGAUUGAGAGUGAUUUCCACCCAAUUGUUGGUUUUGACAAAAAUUAGGAGGUUCCAAAGUAGUAAAUCUUGAUGAAUGGAUGGGGACCUUACUGUUGUCUUCUGGAAUAGGCACUUCACAAAGUUGAAGUUGAUCUAUGUGACGUUUAAUGGUGUAGCCAUCAUCAAGUUCCACAAGAUAGUGAAGUCUUCCAAGGCAUUCCACGAUAGUCCCAUAGCGCCAUCUACCAGAAGCAGCAUAGUUACGAGCCUGAACCCUGGCUCCUAGUGGUAGAUGACGGACAGAAUCAGGUGUUGGUUGAACUGCCAAAUUGAUAUCAGGUUUAGUAGGGGUGUAAAAAUCCAAUUUUGUUCGUAACUGACGACCCAUGAAAAGUUCUGAUGGUGUUUCUCCAGAUGCUAAUGGUGUUAUACGCAGCCUGAGCAGGGCUUCAUGAAAUUUUUCAUGAGUUCCUUUAUCGAAUGUCAUUCUCUUAAGUUCAUUUUUGAAGGUCUAGACAUUGCGUUCAGCCAAACCAUUAGUUGCUGGAUGGCCAGGGGCAAUGAAUCUCUGCUUCAUACCAUUCCUCUUACAAAAUGAUUGAAAAUCAUUGGAAGUGAAGAUUGUAGCGUUAUCACUGACAAGGAUUUCUGGAAGACCAGUGCGAGAAAAUAUUUCCCUCUCUAGCAUAUAUGUCAAGGUCACCAUGUCCAUACUUGAAUUUGAAAAGGACCGCAUGAGGUUCUGUGGGAGUGUAAUUCCUGGAAAAAGCAUAGGCCACAGUCAUAAUGACGGGGUGCAAAUCAUCGCUGUUCUCCCGGCUUUGGGUUAUCAUUCUUUGGACAACUAUCCUAGCUGUGUAUCCGACACUAUUGAGUUGAUCUUCCUGCACGAGGUGUCCUAUGGUGUUGUUAGCAUACGUGAAGUCACCAUUGCAUGCCUUUUGAAUGAGAUGUUGGAUGUCCAAAAGAUAAAGAUUUACCACAUAAUGCAGUCUGUGGCUAGGGCUGUCAUACAUUUUCAUUGGACCGAGGGGUGCCCUCACUGUUAGGAAGCAAAAGAGAGUUGUUGAGCUUGGGCAGAGUUAUGAUUUGGCCAGAAGGAUUCUGAAUGGUUCUUCAGUCCACUAUCAUGCCUAUUUGGGGCAUUGGCAUUUGUAUUUCGCAGUGAUCAGUUACCUCGAAAGUCUCCAGGUAUAUUGGCACACCCAAAUCAAAGAAGGUCUCGGGGGACACUCUUAGGAAUGCUCUUGGAUUCCUUGAAACUGUGAUAUAGACCUCCUGCUCCACUUUGAUCCUGUUUGUUUGUCUGGUAGCACGAUUCCCCAUCGUAUGUAGAUAGAAAUGCAACUUAAACAGUGUCUUGAUUGAGGCCUACUGGUUUGAUUCAUUAUUAUUUUAAUUAUGGAAUCCCCAUCCCGAGUGAAUUGUCCUGCGGAAUCCCUGUAUCUGAAGCUGAUGGUUUCAUAAAUAAAUAAAUAAAAUAAAUAAAUUUUUAUUGUCAUUAGGCAACAUUGGCAAUAGACAAAGUCAAAACUAUACUAACAUUAUGCAAGUCAGAAGGUUAUAAGUUAAUGUAAUUGAAAGUAUAUACGAUAUACAUAUAUAAACACAUAAACAUAACUACAUCUAAAGUAAGCCCAGAAGAAUUCAAAUAUUCAUCACUAUACAAACAACAGUACAAACAAGGCCCUGUCAAAAUGUUAAAACAAGAAAGAAAAGCUUUAAGCAAUCAAGGAAUCAAACAUCAAUAAUCAUAUCGGAAUCCAAGAACUCUUGUAUAGAAUACAUUGGUGUUUUCACUAACCAGUUAAAAAGUUUCAUUUUAAAUCUAUCUGUGGACUCAUUUAUUAAGCUUAGAGGUAACUUAUUGUACAGUUUCAGACCAAUAAUAUUGUAGCUAUUCAUUGACUUUGAAAGCCUUUGGAAUGGUAUAUUCAGUCUAUUCUUAUUUCUUGUUGCAUAAGAAUGUAUGGUAUGUCUUGGAAUUUUCUCUACCUUUGUUUUUACAUGUAUUAGAGCAGUAUAUAUAUAAAGAUUUAUGAUUGUCAAGAUUCUCAACUUAAUAAACAAAGGUCUACAAAGCUCAGUACUAUUACGCGCAUCUGCUAAUAUCCUGAUGGCUUUUUUCUGAAGUAAAAGUACACUGCUAACAUGGCUACAAUUACCCCAAAACAACACGCCAUAUAAAAGAAUACUUUGAAAAAAUGCAAAAUAGGCUGACCUUACAUAGCUAUCAGGUACAUAAUUUUUUAAUUGCUUCAACAAAUAAAUAACCCUAGACCAUUUACUAUUUACAUACUCAAUAUGUGGCUUCCAUAUUAAUUUUUCGUCAAUAUACAGGGUGAUUCAUAAUUAUGGUAAAAUAU